Messenger RNA from Trichoplax adhaerens, 2055 nucleotides. RefSeq lists its product as uncharacterized. Gene Ontology annotation, molecular function: mRNA binding. Lineage: Eukaryota; Metazoa; Placozoa; Uniplacotomia; Trichoplacea; Trichoplacidae. Gene Ontology annotation, biological process: mRNA export from nucleus; positive regulation of DNA-templated transcription, elongation. The transcript is spliced from 19 exons. The record is from RefSeq and is a predicted model, not a curated record. The coding region runs from base 1 to 2055 and encodes 684 amino acids. Gene Ontology annotation, cellular component: THO complex part of transcription export complex.
AUGAAACGGAGAAAGACAAUAAAGGGGCAGCAAGCUAAUAAAGAAUCUUCGCCUGCAUCACCUUCCGUGAAGAUUAAGAAAAGCAGCGAUGAAGUUAUAAAAGCUGACAACGAAGCUCGAGAGAACAAGGAUGACGAUGAAUUAAUUUUGCAGGAUCUAAUCGACGAUCCUUCAGUAUUUAUUGAUAAAUUUAAUCAACAUUGCGAAGACAUCAAACGAUCUAUGCAGACAAUAAAGAAAGUAAAGCUAUAUUCGGCUGAGAAUUCUACCAGAGAAGUUGCGAAAAUAAAACCUCAAGCCUUAAUGUCAAUAUUGUCCCUACGAGAAAUUAAUAGAAUCUCUCAGAUGUUAUGCAAAAAUGCUAAAGAUUCUACGCAAGAGGCCAAGCAAAAAUGCGAAUCAGUCCAACUGCAAUUGGAGAAUUUACUAUAUGAGAUUGUUCAUUUAAAAGAAGAAAUCUCUAAAUGUGGACAAUUUAAGUCGUGUGGCGAUGAUAUAACAUUGCUCGAAGUAGAAGAAUUUUAUCGAGUAGCUCCUGAAAAUAUAUCUUUACCGGAAAGAACCCGUCAUGAUCCGCAUCAAUUGAAGUUGGCACAGUUACAGUGGGAGUUGCAAGAACGUGAAAAAUUAGCUGAGAAAUGUAGGCUAGCAAAAGAGGAAAAAGAUAGAUUGAUCAAACGAAUCGAAGAUAAACGGAAACGAAUCAGGAAUUUAAAUCCCUUGUUAGAUAGUGUGCUUACGGCUACACGGCCGUUACAAGACUAUCUAUCUUUAAGCAUUAGUCAGGUAGACAGUUCUUCCUCUGCACGAUAUUUACCUAGACCAUUAUACUUCUUAUUUGUACAAGCCAACGCAUAUCAGGAAGCAAAUGACUCUGAUAUAGGUGUAACUAUUACUGGUGAUCUACACAAGGCAAAACAAUUUGAUCAAAAUGUUGUCGAGGAAUCUAUUCGAAGAGCCUCCAGCUCUCAAUCGGGACAGGGAAAUAAGAAGAAUCUGGAAUUAAAGAACCUAUUAACGCCACACCCAUUAAGCGUUUCUCUUAGGUUAAAAGAGUCAGAUGGAAAUUCAAUGGCUUUAAGUGUUUAUUAUUAUCCAAUCUUAAAUAUUUGCGCUGUAAAAGGGGUGAAAAUUGAAGUGUCAUUUAAAUUACCAGAUGUCUCUAGCGUAAGGCAAACAAUUGAAGAUUCAAGUCUACUAUCUUGCCUCUUUCCGGGUGAUACUGGUAAAGAUACACCGAAUGCUACUAAUCAUCAGCAAUUGCAAAGCCUAGGAUUGCCGAGUUUCAAUCAAUUUGUGAAGGAAAUUGGUAAUCCUUACAUAUGGGCUCAGUCAAUUACGGGAUUGCAAUUUUUUUCGCUAGAAAAAGAGGAAUUGCCGAUGGAACCUGCUGGUGCAGAUUUAUUGCCGAAUGUGGUAAAUGCUAUUUUGGCUAGAACGAAAUCGAAAGCCAGCUUACUUAAGCAACUGAUUGCUUUAGAAAACUUGCAGAUGUUUCCUACAAACUCAGAUGGAAAACUAUUUCCUAUUCAUACUUAUUCGCAGAUCAAAGAAUUUAAAGUCGGCACCGACGUAAAUAUCGAGUCUAUUAAGAAGAUGUCUGCCAUAUUAAAUAAAAAAUUGCAAAGUGGUAACACUACUGCAGUAUCUAUUAAGUUUUCGUACCGCCGAGUAAAGCUAUAUGCUGUCGUUCUGCUGGAACCUGAUUAUCCAGUUCACCCACCGUUGACUAAUAUUACAAUUUCCAGUGAUCAAAGGGAAUUGACCGCUAAUAUCAACGCAGAUAUUAAGUGCAUCGAAGCGGAAAUCAACGUCUUUUAUCAAGAAUUGCUGGAAUAUGAUUCUGCUGAUUUCAUGCUGACUAAUAUCCUAAAGCGCUUACAAGUUUGUUUUGAAAUUUGUAUUGAAUCAAGAUUAAAAGAAUUACGCGAUAAGCCUGUUACAGAUUUGCCUCAGCGAAUGAUUCUUCAGUCAUGUAGAGGUCGUGACCGAGUUAAACCGUAUAAAUACCUCGAGAAUCCUGGUUGUUUUACGACUAGGUCAACAGCUUUAUAG